Messenger RNA from Suillus subalutaceus, 961 nucleotides. RefSeq lists its product as uncharacterized. Gene Ontology annotation, biological process: mycotoxin biosynthetic process. The record is from RefSeq and is a predicted model, not a curated record. The coding region runs from base 253 to 834 and encodes 193 amino acids. NCBI's taxonomy places the organism in Eukaryota, Fungi, Basidiomycota, Agaricomycetes, Boletales, Suillaceae. The transcript has 4 exons.
AUCAUUUGGUGAUGCAGAAAGGUUCCGUGCAGAACCUCGUACCAAGUCGCAUAUCCUUCGCGUGUGGCCUAUGUUGAGCCAUGGCGCAUUGAUAUGCACAUCUGUGCUCUUUUUCGCGUUAUGGAUGGGCACGCCUUCUCCUCACCUGCAUAAUGACGUUCCUAUAUACUGUGAGUGAACAGGCAUCCUCGGACAGUUAACGUAUAGCGUUGAUGAUAUGUCACAGCUCCAGCAAUUGGUGCUGUUGAGUCCAUGAUCGUAAGAUUCAAUGGAACCCUCGACUUUCCUUCCAUCUAUCGUGGCCCUCCUUCCCCAGAAAUUGAUGCCGCUUGGGCCAGGAUAGCUGAAGAUGUGCUACCAACUCGAAUGUCGCUUGAGGAAAUUCUCAAAGCCGGCGAAGUAGAUUCACCUUCCAAGGUCAAAUAUCCAGCCAAAUCUGGUGGAGGUUUCAUGGUAUCCAUGGAAGCCCCUCACCAACUCCAUUGUCUGAAUUUACUUCGCAAAGCUUCGUGGCCUGAGCAUUACGGACCCAUAGAUAUUUCGUUCCAGGACGAGCCUGAAGUAGUCCGCAUGCAUCUUGACCAUUGCAUUGAAAUGAUCAGGCAGAAUAUCAUGUGCAAUGCCGACGUGACGAUGAUAACAUGGGACUGGGUUCAGGGACACGAUAUCCCAUACCCUAACUUCAAUACCCGCCACCAAUGCAGGAACUACGAGAAAAUCUUGGAUUGGGCUGUCAAGCACGCUGUUCAUAUCGAUGAAUCCGAGGUUACUCGCUUCGAAGAUACGGUUGACAUCCCUUUACCCUUCCAUCUGACGCACCAUAAUAAUAUAUAAGGGACAUCGUGCUGUUUACUCACCACUCACAUUUACGAGUAUCUUGCAAGAACGGCAAUGAUUAAGAGCUUAGUCGAAUUAAUGUACUGUUAGUACAUCAAUAAUAUAUUUUGCCAUCUAUAUCCUA